Molecule: messenger RNA, 668 nt
Organism: Schistosoma curassoni
Lineage: Eukaryota; Metazoa; Platyhelminthes; Trematoda; Strigeidida; Schistosomatidae
Source: the annotation of a GenBank genome assembly
AGUAUACUAGUUAGAGAAUAAAUGUUCAUUACAUAACCAAAUCGUGCAACACUAAAGUUGUAAAAUUUACUUCAGACAAUAGCGUUUCUGCAGUUACUACUUUGAAAUUUCUUAUUCCUAACCAUACUAUUAUUAUUGUGUUCAAACUUCAACACAAUAAUGGAUGACUGCAAUUCAGAUAUAAUUGAACAAGCUCGUCAAUUGUUUAUGCAUUGUGAUACAGAUAAUUGUGGCUAUUUAACACGUCAAGCAUUAGAUCGUCUUAGUGAUCGUUUACCAUUGACGAUUUCACAACUGGAUUUUGUAUUCAAUUUAUUAGAUAAAGAUAAAAAUGGGCAAUUGACUUUGGAUGAAUUCAUUCAAGGUUUCGGUCAUUUCCUAGUUGACAAAGCAGCAAACAAUUUAUUAUUGGAUGAAGAAAUUGACGAACAAUACAAUCAAAUUAUAUCAUCAUUAGAUCCAGAAAAUGUAUUAAAAAGCUAUGAACAAGUAAAACAUAUAUGGAAAUACAUGAAAUUGGCUAAUUCACAUUUAUUACCAGAAUUUGAAGAUAUGUUAAGGGCUAUAAUGAAAGAGGUUAAUGGUGCUAGAGUAGAAUAUGAAAAUAUGGAACGUAUGAUACAAAAUUGAAAACAUCGGUUUAAAAUCAUAUCAUUACUCAAACCUUG